AAAACCAUACACAUCUAAGCCUCAAAAACUGCUUGGGAGCAAAAAAAAAAAAAAAAAAAAAAAAAAAAAAAAAAAAAAAAGAGAGAGAGAGAGAGAGGGAAAGAGGAGUGAGCGAGAGUGAGAAGUGAGACAUCAUCCAUCCUCAGACAAUGGCUCUUGUUGCUGAUGAACUCAAGGCCAAGGCUGAGGUGUACUACGACGAUGAGAUUUGCCAGCAGUGCACCAGGCUCCUGCUCAAGGAAGCAGGCCUCCCCAAUGGCCUGCUUCCCCUGAAGGACAUCAUAGAGUGCGGCUAUGUUGAGGAGACUGGGUAUGUCUGGCUCAAGCAAAAGAAGAGGAUAGACCACGUCUUCCAGGGCCUAGGAAGGGUGGUGUCUUAUGGCACAGAGAUCACUGCUUUUGCAGAGAAGGGCAGGAUCAAGAAGGUCAAAGGGAUAAAGACCAGGGAGCUCAUGGUGUGGCUCCCAGUGGAGGAGAUCUCCCUUGAUGAACCAGCAACCGGUAAGCUCAUCUGCAAGAGUAUUGCCGGCUUUUCUAAGAUCUUCCCUGCAUCAGCUUUCCAUAUCCCAGAGAAGGAGAAUAAGAAGGCCAACUGUGCCGGACCAAAACCACUGGUCCUCAUGGAGAGAGCGCCACGAGUUGUUAGAACAACUGAUCCAUCUGCCGUCUAAGGGGCCGCCCUUCGAUCCUGCUCCUUUGUAGUACUAAAAAUAAUCGUCGAACUGGUGCUUUACUAUUUGCUUAUGUACUUCAAAUGUGAUAGCCCAAAGUUCUGCCUAUAUAGCAGCGUACGGUUGUCCUGGUAUUUAUAAACCUCUAAGCCAACCGCACAAACUCCUUUUAUGUACUUCAUAGCUCUAUGUUACUCAUGUAUUAUGCUAGUGUCGAAAACGCCCUUAUAUUAUGGGACGGAGGGAGUACCAUAUUAUGGAUGGAUUUUAUAUGAUAUGCUUUCCCAUUCUCUUUA
Hordeum vulgare subsp. vulgare (domesticated barley) is the source of this 967-nucleotide messenger RNA. RefSeq lists its product as uncharacterized. Bases 150 to 671 code for a protein of 173 amino acids. The transcript has a single exon. Lineage: Eukaryota; Viridiplantae; Streptophyta; Magnoliopsida; Poales; Poaceae. The record is from RefSeq and is a predicted model, not a curated record.